AUGGGCGCGGGACCCAGCUGCAACCAAGGCACUCCUCAUCAGUUGGAUAUUGAAGCAGUUGAUGCGGCAAAGCCCAAUGCCAGAGUGGAAGUCCUGGAGAUCCACGAUGCGAUGCAGUGCAGCGGAGACACUGACGUGGGAACAUCCGAUGCCGACAAGGGGAUGAACGAUGACAGCCGCAGUGCAAGUGACGAGUCCGACUCCUAUCCACGCGUGCGUGUCAGCAAGAUCCUGACGGUGACCAGCAAGGAGCUCAUGAGAGGUAUCUCAAUGAAGGAGACCCUACAGGGGUGGGGUCGACUCUGGCGUCAAUCCCCAAUCGAUCUGCCGGAGAAG
This is a messenger RNA of Symbiodinium sp. CCMP2592, 336 nucleotides long. NCBI's taxonomy places the organism in Eukaryota, Dinophyceae, Suessiales, Symbiodiniaceae. The record is from the annotation of a GenBank genome assembly.